CCCCACCUGCUUCGUUUCUCGCACUAUUUUACCUCAGAUCCUUCGCUUCUUUUCUGUUACUCUCUCCGCUGUGUUUCUCUCUCUUACCCUUUCUUUAUAACGACUCCAAUUUCGUCUCUCUCUGAUCAAGUCCGCCUGUAAAAUUUCUUCCUCUUUUACAGCGUUUUCUCUCACUAGAUCUCCCAUCGCCGACCCAACUCGACGAUCUCUCUCUCCCUCUCUCUCGGUUAACACUCGUCUUCUUCGCUGCCUUUGACUUGUCCUCUGGCUGUCGUGUGAGAUGGGACUGUGCUACGGAAAGAACAUCCAUGUAGCGGAGGACGAUGGUGGAGGUAACACCGCCAGCCGCAGUCAAGUCGCGCCUCCUCCGGCGACGGCAAAAGGAACUACCCCUACCCGAUCCUCCGGCACUAGCCCUUGGGCCAGCCCUUACCCCCACGGUGGCGCCAGCCCGCUCCCCGCCGGCGUAUCGCCGUCUCCGGCUAGGUCUACACCUCGUAAGUUCUUCCGUCGACCCUUCCCUCCUCCAUCGCCAGCGAAGCACAUAAAGGCCUCUCUCCUCAAGCGUCUUGGCCAGCCAAAGCCCAUUGAGAGCCCGAUCCCGGAGGACGGAGGCGGUGGGGAGGAUCGCAGGCCAGAGCGGCCUCUGGAUAAGAGUUUUGGAUACGGGAAGAACUUUACGGUCAAGUAUGAGCUGGGAAAGGAGGUUGGGCGAGGACACUUUGGACAUACUUGCUCGGCUAGGGCGAAGAAAGGGGAUAUUAAAGGGCAGCUUGUCGCUGUCAAGACCAUCUCUAAAGCAAAGAUGACAACACCGAUAGCAAUUGAAGAUGUUCGUAGGGAGGUGAAAAUUCUGAGAGCGUUAUCUGGACAUCCAAACAUGGUCAAAUUUUAUGACGCAUGUGAAGAUAGUCUUAACGUCUACAUAGUCAUGGAGUUGUGCGAAGGAGGAGAAUUAUUGGAUAGAAUCCUAUCAAGAGGAGGGAGGUACACAGAGGAAGAUGCAAAAGUGAUUGUUCUGCAAAUCCUUAGUGUUGUUGCCUUUUGUCAUCUACAAGGUGUUGUGCAUCGUGAUUUAAAACCAGAGAACUUUCUUUUCAGUACUAGAGAUGAAAAUGCUCCCAUGAAGAUUAUUGAUUUUGGUCUUUCUGAUUUUAUUAAGCCAGAUGAAAAACUUAAUGACAUUGUUGGCAGUGCCUAUUAUGUUGCUCCUGAGGUUUUGCAUAGAUCAUAUAGUACAGAAGCAGAUAUUUGGAGCAUUGGUGUUAUUGCAUAUAUCUUAUUAUGUGGUAGCAGGCCCUUUUGGGCGCGGACGGAAUCAGGAAUCUUUCGUGCUGUGCUGCGUGCUGAUCCCAACUUUGAUGAUCCUCCUUGGCCUUCUGUAUCUACAGAAGCUAAAGAUUUUGUUAAAAGGCUAUUGAAUAAAGAUUAUAGAAAAAGAAUGACUGCUGCACAAGCUUUAACUCACCCAUGGUUACGAGAUGAGCAAAGACAAAUUCCUUUAGACAUACUUGUAUAUAAGCUAGUAAAAUCAUACCUCCGAGCUACUCCUUUCAAGCGUGCUGCCCUAAAGGCUUUGUCUAAGGCAUUAACUGAAGACGAGCUUAUAUAUAUAAGGUCACAGUUUCAGCUACUGGAACCUAGUAAAGAUGGCCGUGUUUCCCUAGACAAUUUUCGAACGGCCCUUCAACAGAAUGCGACCGGUGCUAUGAAGGAAUCUAAGGUUCCAGACAUCCUGAAUACGUUGGAGCCCCUCUCAUACAAAAAGAUGGACUUUGAAGAGUUUUGUGCCGCAGCAGUCAGCCCUUAUCAGUUGGAGGCGGUGGAAAGAUGGGAGCAGAUUGCAGCUACAGCAUUUGAGUAUUUCGAGCAGGAGGGUAAUCGGGUCAUCUCAGUUGAGGAGCUGGCUCGAGAGAUGAACCUUACUCCAGCAAAUUAUUCCAAUGUGCGUGAUUGGAUCCGACCUGCUGAUGGCAAACUUAGCUUUUUUGGCUAUACGAAAUUUUUGCAUGGUGUGACUAUACGCGGUUCUCAUACAAGACAUAGAUAAGCCUGCCUUUUACUCUCAUCUCAUUCAAAUAUAGUCUUUCAGUAUAGUGCUUGCAUAUCCUUUUUUAUUCUUUUGGUUUUCUUUUAAAGAUAAUUGUAUCCUCCAUAGUAAGCUUGGUGUAGUCAAGUCCCUUGAGUUGAUUCAGCGAGCAAUAGUUUCAGCUUUUUUUUUUUUUUUAAAUGUUUUUAUUUUUGUUUUUUGCAGCUUGCUUAUGGUUUAAGCAAGAUCUGCACAGUGGAGCUUGUUUUUGCUCCAUAUGUCAAUUAUAUAGGAUACAAAUAUUUUGUCUUUUAUAUCAUAUUUGAAUAA
Messenger RNA from Dendrobium catenatum, 2359 nucleotides. Its product is annotated as CDPK-related kinase 3-like. The transcript is spliced from 11 exons. Gene Ontology annotation, molecular function: ATP binding; calcium/calmodulin-dependent protein kinase activity; calcium-dependent protein serine/threonine kinase activity. The coding region runs from base 281 to 2050 and encodes 589 amino acids. The record is from RefSeq and is a predicted model, not a curated record. Gene Ontology annotation, biological process: peptidyl-serine phosphorylation; protein autophosphorylation; intracellular signal transduction. NCBI's taxonomy places the organism in Eukaryota, Viridiplantae, Streptophyta, Magnoliopsida, Asparagales, Orchidaceae. Gene Ontology annotation, cellular component: nucleus; cytoplasm.